UACACUGACGACAAUACACAGUUUACUUAUGGUAUGUUAGAAAAGGAAAAAAAAAAAAAAGAAAGAGGGAAAAAUCUAUUGCAGGAGAGGAUUUAACUUAAACCCUAGAGAAUUUCCCAAUUCAAAUCAUCAAAAAAGAAAGAAAAGAAAAAUCGAAGAUGAAGAUAGCAGUAGAGGGUUGUAUGCAUGGAGAUCUGGAGACCGUCUACAAAACGAUCCAACACAUGGAAAAAUUACAAGGCAUCAAAAUCGACCUACUUCUCUGUUGCGGUGACUUCCAGGCGGUGAGGAAUGAAAGAGACAUGGAGAGUUUGAAUGUGCCACCGAAAUAUCGUGAGAUGAAGUCAUUCUGGAAGUACUAUUCGGGCCAAGAAGUCGCUCCUAUUCCAACCAUCUUCAUCGGUGGGAAUCAUGAAGCUUCCAACUAUUUAUGGGAACUAUAUUAUGGAGGAUGGGCAGCCCCUAAUAUAUACUUCCUGGGAUUUGCUGGGGUGAUCAAGUUUGGUAAUAUUCGUAUAGGUGGCCUUUCUGGGAUUUAUAAUAAGCGUCAUUAUCGUUUAGGACACUACGAGAGGCCUCCUUAUGAUCAGAACACCAUAAGGUCUGUGUAUCAUGUUCGAGAGUAUGAUGUCCACAAACUCAUGCAAAUUGAGGAACCAAUUGACAUUUUUCUUUCACAUGAUUGGCCUCUUGGCAUCACUGAUUGUGGGAACUGGAAGCAACUUGUUCGACACAAACAGCAUUUUGAGAAUGAGAUUCGGGAAAGAACUCUUGGAAGUAAUGCUGCUGCUCAGUUGCUGGAAAGAUUGAGACCUCCUUAUUGGUUUUCAGCUCACCUACACUGCAAAUUUGCUGCUCUUGUUCAACAUGGGGAAAGUGGCCCUGUUACAAAAUUUCUUGCACUUGAUAAGUGUCUUCCUGGACGCAAAUUUUUACAGAUUAUUGAUGUAGAGUCUGAGCCUGCACCUUAUGAAAUUCAAUAUGAUGAAGAAUGGCUGGCAAUAACCAGGAAAUUCAACCCUAUCUUUCCAUUAACAUUCAAAAAUGCAAAUUUCGGGAGUACACAGCUUGAAAUCCAAGAGUGUCGAGACUGGGUUAGGAGCAGACUACAAUCAAGGGGAGCGAAACCUUUCGAAUUUGCACAGACUGUUCCGUCUUUUGUUUGCACCCAAUCUGGCUCAAAGAAUGCCUUUGUUGACUGUCCUAGGAAUCCUCAAACAGUAUCUUUGAUGCAGCUUUUGGAGCUUCCUUAUCUUCUUGACUCUGUAUCAGAAUCAAGAGAAUCAACUUUUACUCCUGCACCACUAAUUGGAGGAGGUUCUUCUGUUGAGGAUAGCGAAGAAAUUCCCAUAGAUGAUGUGGAUGAAUUAGAAGAACUUGCGGAGGUUGAUGGUGUGGAAACUGGAAACUUCAAGAGAAAAAGUGAUGAUCUGCAUGGGAAGAGAAAGGAGGAUUACAGCCGUUGGGUUUCUGACGUAGAAGGAGAUGGCUCACCAACCAGUACCCAGCACAGACUAGAAAUAAAGACUAGACUCUAUAAGCACAAGGCAAGGCUGUGUUUCAAUCACCCAAAAUGCCAAUGGAGACAAAGCCUGUACUAUUUUCUUCUGAAUCCCAUUUUCAUUAUUUUCUCUUUUUAUUUAUUCUCUUUGUUAUUGUUGUUUCUUCUUUCUUCUUCUUCUUCUUCAAGCCUUUCUUUUAACUUUUAUGAAAGUUCAUGCCCAUCUGCUGAAUUUGUAGUUGCAAACACAGUGAGAUCAGCUUCCUCUUCCGAUCCAACCAUUCCAGGGAAGCUCCUCCGCUUGCUAUUCCAUGACUGCUUUGUGAAGGGAUGUGAUGCAUCUGUGCUGCUACAAGGAAAUGAGACGGAGCGAAGUGAUCCAGCAAACACAUCUCUGGGAGGAUUUUCAGUUAUCGAUUCAGCUAAAAGACUACUUGAAAUAUUCUGUCCAGGAACUGUUUCUUGCGCUGAUAUUUUGGCUUUGGCUGCAAGAGAUGCUGUUACAAUUACUGGAGGACCUGCUAUUCAAAUUCCAACAGGUAGAAGAGAUGGGAAGGUAUCUUCAGCAAUAAAUGUGAGACCAAAUAUAGUAGAUACAAGUUUUUCUAUGAAUGAGAUGAUCAAAAUCUUUACCUCAAAAGGAUUGUCUCUGGAUGACCUUGUUACCUUAUCAGGUGCUCACACUAUAGGAUCAGCUCAUUGCAGUGCAUUCAGUGAUCGAUUCGGAGAGGAUUCUCGUGGGAAAUUCGUAGUGAUUGAUCCAUCUCUAGACACUAACUACGCAAAUGAGCUAAUCAGACAAUGUCCUGCAGGAGCAAGUGAAUCAAUCACAGUUAAAAAUGAUCCUGAAACCUCCAUUACUUUUGAUAAUCAGUAUUACCGAAAUCUUUUAACCCACAAAGGGCUCUUCCAAUCGGAUUCUGUUCUUAUAGAGGAUGAAAGAACGAGGAAACAAGUAGAGGAAUUUGCAAAUGAUGAAAGUAUGUUUUUUGAGAGUUGGAGACAGUCAUUUUUGAAGCUAACUAGUGUUGGAGUUAAGACAGGAGAAGAAGGGGAAAUUAGGCGUUCUUGUUCAGUAACCAAUGGGUGAAAUUAUGAUUGAGAGGAACAGGAAAUUAGACUGUUGCUUUCAAGGCCCAAAAUCUAGCCCAUUUCAGUACUCCUUUUCGGAUGUAGCCCAAUGUAUCUAUUAGUUUGUUCAAUUAAUUAUUUUUACUUUCAUUAAAAAAAAAGUCAAUUUCA
Jatropha curcas is the source of this 2743-nucleotide messenger RNA. NCBI's taxonomy places the organism in Eukaryota, Viridiplantae, Streptophyta, Magnoliopsida, Malpighiales, Euphorbiaceae. The record is from RefSeq and is a predicted model, not a curated record.